Molecule: messenger RNA, 1348 nt
Organism: Syngnathus typhle (broad-nosed pipefish)
Lineage: Eukaryota; Metazoa; Chordata; Actinopteri; Syngnathiformes; Syngnathidae
Product: stomatin-like
Exons: 7
Coding region: 231-1148 (305 amino acids)
Cellular component (GO): plasma membrane
Source: RefSeq, a predicted model, not a curated record
GCCGGCGAGUGGUUUGUUAAGUUUGUGAGCGGAUUGUGCGGGAUAGGCUCACGUUACAAGAGCCAAGAGCGACGCCAACGGCCCGGGUGUCGAGUUGCACGCCAUUCUUUGAUUAUUCAUGAGUCGGCAGGUGAGGCGGUCACGGCGCAAAGACGUCGUAGCGGUCCCGUUGGCACUCGUCGCCUCCGGUCCCGCCUCUCGGAAACGACAAAAGCGACAUCUGCUCUCUGAUGAUCUCCACCACGUCAAGCACGGCCAACAUGGUGACGACGCAAGGAAAACUGGAGAUAAACUCCACGGACAAUGUCCAAGGGGCAAGAGAAGCCAGCCAGUCAGAUGUGGUCUCGUGUCGGUCCGCAGAUAAAACCUCCAGCGGGCUGGGCUGCUUCGGCUGGAUUUUGGUGAUCGUAUCGCUCCUCUUCAUUGGGGCCACCUUCCCGCUCACAAUAUUUAUGUGUGUCAAGAUAGUGAAGGAGUACGAACGAGCCGUCAUCUUCAGGCUGGGUCGAAUCGCUGACAGGAAAGCCAAAGGGCCCGGGCUUUUUUUUGUUAUACCCUGCACGGAUAACUUUGUGAAAGUGGACCUGAGAACCGUGUCCUUUGACAUCCCACCUCAAGAGAUCUUGACCAAGGACUCGGUGACGGUGUGCGUGGACGGCGUGGUGUACUUCCGCAUCCAGUGUCCCAUCUCGUCGGUGGCCAACGUAACCAACGCGCACUCGUCCACGCGGCUGUUGGCUCAGACCACCCUCAGGAACGUGCUGGGCACCAAGAACCUGGCCGAGGUUCUGUCCGACAGGGAGGGCAUCUCGCACAGCAUGCAGGAAUCCUUGGACGAAGCCACCGACGCGUGGGGCAUCAAAGUGGAACGAGUGGAGAUUAAAGACGUCAAGUUACCUCAGCAGCUGCAGAGAGCCAUGGCGGCCGAGGCGGAGGCCAGUCGGGAGGCCCGGGCCAAGAUCAUCGCCGCCGAGGGCGAGAUGAAGGCGUCCCGCGCCCUGAAGGAGGCCUCGCUUGUCAUCUCCGAGUCUCCGUCCGGCCUUCAGUUGCGCUACCUGCAGACGCUCAACAGCAUCGCCGCGGAGAAAAACUCAACCAUCGUCUUCCCGCUUCCCAUGGACAUGCUGCAGAGCUUCAUGAGGAAGUGAGCAACUUUAAAGCAGCGGUCGUCCCCGGCAACAAAUGGCCUCUUAACAUGGCCACAAACGCGGCAAAGUUCACAAGCAUAGCGUGUGAUUCUAUUAGCCGCCAGCUGACUUUGGUUUUGCAGUCUUUUAUUUCAUACACAAUUUCCACUAAGCUUAUCGACUGUCAAUCAAAAAUAGAAGUAAAUACGUACUAAAAUUCA